Messenger RNA from Panthera uncia (snow leopard), 7352 nucleotides. It is a transcript of the gene IMPG2, whose product is annotated as interphotoreceptor matrix proteoglycan 2. NCBI's taxonomy places the organism in Eukaryota, Metazoa, Chordata, Mammalia, Carnivora, Felidae. Bases 3364 to 6687 code for a protein of 1107 amino acids. Gene Ontology annotation, molecular function: hyaluronic acid binding; heparin binding. The record is from RefSeq and is a predicted model, not a curated record. The transcript has 17 exons. Gene Ontology annotation, biological process: visual perception.
ACAAUCCCAGACUUUAGCCUCUACUACAAAGCUGUCAUCAUCAAGACAGCAUGGUAUUGGCACAAAAACAGACACAUAGACCAAUGGAAUAGAAUAGAAACCCCAGAACUAGACCCACAAACGUAUGGCCAACUCAUCUUUGACAAAGCAGGAAAGAACAUCCAAUGGAAAAAAGACAGUCUCUUUAACAAAUGGUGCUGGGAGAACUGGACAGCAACAUGCAGAAGGUUGAAACUAGACCACUUUCUCACACCAUUCACAAAAAUAAACUCAAAAUGGAUAAAGGACCUGAAUGUGAGACAGGAAACCAUCAAAACCCUAGAGGAGAAAGCAGGAAAAGACCUCUCUGACCUCAGCCGUAGCAAUCUCUUACUCGACACAUCCCCAAAGGCAAGGGAAUUAAAAGCAAAAAUGAACUAUUGGGACCUCAUGAAGAUAAAAAGCUUCUGCACAGCAAAGGAAACAACCAACAAAACUAAAAGGCAACCAACGGAAUGGGAAAAGAUAUUUGCAAAUGACAUAUCGGACAAAGGGCUAGUAUCCAAAAUCUAUAAAGAGCUCACCAAACUCCACACCUGAAAAACAAAUGACCCAGUGAAGAAAUGGGCAGAAAACAUGAAUAGACACUUCUCUAAAGAAGAUAUCCGGAUGGCCAACAGGCACAUGAAAAGAUGCUCAACGUCGCUCCUUAUCAGGGAAAUACAAAUCAAAACCACACUCAGAUAUCACCUCAUGCCAGUCAGAGUGGCCAAAAUGAACAAAUCAGGAGACUAUAGAUGCUGGAGAGGAUGAGGAGAAACGGGAACCCUCUUGCACUGUUGGUGGGAAUGCAAAUUCGUGCAGCCACUCUGGAAAGCAGUGUGGAGGUUCCUCAGAAAAUUAAAAAUAGACCUACCCUAUGACCCAGCAGUAGCACUGCUAGGAAUUUACCCAAGGGAUACAGGAGUACUGAUGCAUAGGGGCACUUGUACCCCAAUGUUUAUAGCAGCACUCUCAACAAUAGCCAAAUUAUGGAAAGAGCCUAAAUGUCCAUCAACUGAUGAAUGGAUAAAGAAAUUGUGGUUUAUAUACACAAUGGAGUACUACAUGGCAAUGAGAAACAGCGAAAUAUGGCCCUUUGUAGCAACGUGGAUGGAACUGGAGAGUGUGAUGCUAAGUGAAAUAAGCCAUACAGAGAAAGACAGAUACCAUAUGUUUUCACUCUUAUGUGGAUCCUGAGAAACUUAACAGAAACCCAUGGAGGAGGGGAAGGAAAAAAAAAAAAAAGAGGUUAGAGUGGGAGAGAGCCAAAGCAUAAGAGACUCUUGAAAACUGAGAACAAACUGAGGGUUGAUGGGGGGUGGGAGGGAGGGGAGGGUGGGUGAUGGGUAUUGAGGAGGGCACCUUUUGGGAUGAGCACUGGGUGUUGUAUGGAAACCAAUUUGACAAUAAAUUUCAUAUAUUGGAAAAAAAAUAUAUUUCUAGCUCCUAAAGCUAACCUAUAAUUAGGAGUAGCUUAUUUCAUGAAGUAGUGAGCUAAAUUAACCUGGAAUAGUCAAACCUAUCACAUGGUUAUUUAGCACAUAGAGUACACAGCACAUACUGCUAAUAGAAAAAAAAAAAUAAUGGUCUUGAUCUCUGUGCAUUUAAAUCCUUCUUUCUCCCUUAGCGCUCUGCUCCUCUUCCCUCCCAUCUCAGUCUGUCUGUUGUCCACAGUGUCUGGCAUUUGGCCAAUGAAAUGGUUACAGGAAACCAGUAUACUUAAUGUAUACAAAAUGUGCAGACAGUCUGUUUAGCAUCUAUUCAGAUUUGAUGCUUUGGAAUAACUUAGCAGAUAGACUGAAUUUGUUUUGAAUAUAGUAGUACAUUUCUCCUAAAAAUCAUUAAUUUUUUAGUCCUCAUAUCAUAAAAAGAUUUUUUUGAGUGUAACUGACAUACAAUAUUAAAUUAGUUUCUGGGUGCCUGGGUGGCUCAGUGGGUUGAGUGUCUGACUUUGGCUUAGGUCAUGAUCUCACAGUUGGUGAGUUUGAGCCCCACGUCAGGCUCUGUGCUGACAGCUCAGAGCCUGGAAUGUGCUUUGGUUUCUGUGUCUUCCUCUCUCUCUGCCCCUCCUCCACUUAUGCUCUGUCUCUUUUCAAAAAUAAACAUUAAAAAAUAAAAAUAAAUAACUAAAUAACUUUCAAAUAUACAAGGUAGUGAUUCUGCAAGUUUCUACAUUAUGCCAUGCUCACCACAAGUAUAGCUACAAUCUGUCACCAUGCAAUGCUAUUACAAUGUCAUUGACUAUAUUCCUUAUGCUGUGCAUUAUAUUCCUGUGACUUAUUCAUCCCAUAACUGGAACCCUAUAUCUCUCACUUCCCUUCACCCAUUUGGUAUCCUCCCACCUCCCUCCCCUCAGGCAACCACCCGUUUGUUCUCUACUUCUAUCUUUUUUUUAGUUAAUAGAUUUUAAUGUUUAGAGAAGUUUCAGGUUUACAGAAAAAUUGAGCAGAAAGUCCAGAGAGUUACCUAUACUGCCACUCUUCCACACACACAUUUGUCCCUCUUAUUAGCAUUUUGUAUUAGUGUAGCACAUUUGUUACAAUUGAUGAGCCAAAAUGGACAGACACACUAUUCUUAAUUAGAGCUCAUAUUGUGUUUUGAGAAAUGUAUAAUGACGUGUUUCCAUUAUUACAGAGUCGUACAGAGUGACUUCCUUGCCCUAAAAAAACCACUGUUCUUCACCUCUUUGUCUUUCCCUUCCCCCAACCCCUGGCAACCACUGAUCUUUUUACAAUUUUCAUACUUUGGCCCUUUCCAGAAUGUCAUAUCAUUGGAAUUAUACAGUAUGUAGCUUUUUCAGACUGGUUUCUUUUACUUAGCAAUAUGCAUUUAAGUCUUCACCAUGUCUUUUCAUAGCUUGAAACCUCAUUUAUUUUUAUCACUGAAUAAUACUGCAUCAUAUGGAUAUAUCACAGUUUGUUUAUUUUUUUGCCUUUUUAAGUAUUUUCAACAUCUGCUUCACUCUCAUAAAGCACAAACAUGGAUUUUUUUUAAGAGAUGGGGAAAAAAAAAAACCAACCCCUGCCUAUUAGAAAGUGAAUUAAAUUCCUCUGUAAAGGAAAGGAGUGGGGAGUGCACAUUCUCUUCAUAUCUGAAAAGUUUAAACUGGACAUAAAUAAACAAGAACUUUGAGAAUCAUUCCUAUGUCCUUCUAGAAUGGACACUGUGGGCAAGAGUGCCUUGGAAAUCUGAAUAAAUAGGUUCAUGAUCAUUGUGAGAACCUGAAAGUACUUUCCAUAAAAAUUCCUCUUUGUCUGUUGUCCAGUGUGUCAGGAAGCUGUCUGGGAAGCCUUCCGGACAUUUUGGGAUCGACUUCCUGGACGUGAGGAAUAUCGUUACUGGAUGAAUUUGUGUGAGGAUGGAAACACAACUAUAUUUGAAAUGGGCACAAAUUUUAGUCAGUCUGUGGAACAUAGAAAUUUAAUUAUGAAGAAAAUGACAUAUACAAAGGAAACUGUAAGCAGCCCUGAAUUGUCAUCUCCAGUUCCUGUUGGUGAUGCCCCAACAUCAGGAGGUGCUGUUGUCAGUGUUCCAUAUCCAGAGGUGACCACCUCUGAAGGUAUCUCAGAGAGCAGCAAGGAGAGGCCUGGGGAGAGUAUUAGUAAUGAAAUUGAGAAUGUCAUGGAAGAAACCACAAAACCAGCAACUGAGCAGAUUGCAGAGUUUAGUAUCCACCUUUUGGGAGAGCAAUAUAGGGAAGAACUACAGGAUCCCUCCAACUUUCAGCACCAGCACCUUGUAGAAGAGUUUAUUUCAGAGGUUGAAAAUGCAUUUACUGGGUUACCAGGCUAUAAGGACAUCCGUGUACUUGACUUUAGGUCCCCCAAGGAAAAUGGCAGUGGUUUAGAUGUUCACUAUGCAGUGACCUUCAAUGGUGAGGCCAUUGGCAAUACCACCUGGGACCUAAUUAGCCUUCAUUCCAACAAGGUGGAAAACCAUGGUCUUGUGGAACUGGAUGAUAAGCCCACUGCUGUUUAUGCAAUUAGUAACUUCAGAGAUUAUAUUGCUGAGACACUGCACCAGAAUUUUUUGUUGGGGAAUUCCUCUUUGAAUCCAGAUCCUGACUCCCUCCGGCUUAUCAAUGUGAGAGGGGUUUUACUUCCUGAAACUGAAGACCUAGUUUGGAACACCCAAAGUUCAAGUCUUCAGGCAACCCUACCAUCCAUUUUGGAUAAUACCCUUCAAGCUGAAUGGCCCUCAGCAGAUGAAUCCACCACCAGCAGUAUUUCACCACUUGAUUUCAGCUCUGGUCCUCCCUCAACCAAUGGCAGGGAACUCUGGUCAGAAAGCCCUUUGGGUGAUUUAGUGUCUACACCCGAAUUAGCCUUUCCCGCGAAGGUGGGCCUCAGUUCUUCCCCAGAGGUUUUAGAGGUUAGCAGCUUGACUCUUCAUUCUGUCACCCCAGCAGUGCUUCAGACUGGCUUGCCUGUGGUUUCUAAGGAAGGAACUUCUGGAUCUCACAUAUUAGAAGAUGGAUUAAUCAAAGUUGAAGGGCCAGAAGAUAUUCUUUCUGUUCAUUCAUUGCCUUCAAGUCCAUUCACUCAUCCAGUGCCAAAGGAAACGAUAUCAUCUGUGGAAGACUCUGAAGUGUCUUUGACAUCCUCACCAUAUCUGGCCUCCUCUGUCACUUUAGAUCUUGCUAAAGAAACAAUGAUACCUUUUGGCUUGGACUCUUUGGCCUCCAAAGUCAAAGGCCAAUUAGAAGUGAGCACUUUGAUGCCAGACACAUCCAUAGAAAAAGAGUUUAUAUUUGAGAGUGGUUUAGGUUCAGGGUCUGGGCAAAAGGUGGAUCUGAUUUCUUGGCCAUGGAGUGAGACUUCAUUUGAGAAGAGUUCUGAACCACUGUCUAAGUCAUGGCUUGAAGAUCAGGAAUCACUUAUGCCAACUGAAGGUAUAGAUGAGAAAUUAGGUAUAGAUGACAAAGAUUCCACAGGGCAAAGUACUGAGCAUUUAAAAUAUGGAUAUUAUGAUAGAUCCACACACUUUGCAGAGGAAGAGCUCAUUGGUGGACCUACUGUGCCCAUCUUUGCAGAGACCACAACUGAAUCUGCAUCUCUAAUUCUCUCCAAGCAAAUAUCAGAGGCACCUGACAUUGAUGAUUACUCAGUUACCAAAGCACCUCUUCUAUUGACAGCUAUAGCAAUCUCUGCUUCUACUGGUAAACCAGAGCUACCAUUUCUAAAGAAGGAUAUGGAACAAACUAUAGAAUCAUCCAGCCGUGAGUGGUUUGACAGCAAGGUUUCAAUUAUGAAGCCAGAUAUGCAACCUUUGGGGACCAUAUUGCCAGAAUCAGAUGUAGUUUGGGCAAGAACUUCUUCCCUGGGGAAAUUGUCCAGAGACAUAUUGGCAAGUACACUACAGAGUACUGACAAGCUCUGGCUGAAAUCUUCCAUGACACAGCCUACCAAAUUGUCUCCAACCACAAGCUCCACCCUGCUAGAGGAUGAAGUAAUUAUGGGUGUACAGGAUAUUUCAUUAGAACUGGACCGGAUAGGCACAGAUUACUAUCAGCCUGAGGUAAUCCCUGAGGAAAAUGGCAAGGUUGGUAGUUAUGUGGAAAUGUCUACAAAUGUUCAGUCCACAGAGAGGGCUAUUGUGGUGCAACCCACAGAAGGAGGUGACUUGAGUCAUACCCAGACUGCAGGAGCUUUGGUGGUUUUCUUCAGCCUCCGAGUGACAAACAUGAUGUUUUCGGAAGACCUAUUUAAUAAAAACUCUUUGGAGUAUAGAGCACUGGAGCAAAGAUUUUUGGAACUGCUGGUUCCCUACCUCCAGUCAAAUCUCACAGGGUUCCAGAAUUUAGAAAUCCUGAACUUUAGAAAUGGCAGUAUUGUGGUGAACAGCCGAAUGAAGUUUGCCAAGUCUGUCCCUCCUAAUGUCAACAAUGCUGUAUACAUGAUUCUGGAAGACUUCUGUACCACGGCCUACCAGACCAUGAACUUGGCUAUUGAUAAAUACUCCCUCGAUGUGGAAUCAGGUGAUCAAGCCAACCCUUGCAAGUUUCAGGCAUGCAAUGAAUUUUCUGAGUGUUUAGUCAACCCCUGGAGUGGAGAAGCAGAGUGCAGAUGCUACCCUGGGUACCUGAGUGUGGAAGAACUGCCCUGUCAGAGUCUCUGUGACCUACAGCCUGACUUCUGCUUGAAUGAUGGAAAGUGUGACAUUAUGCCUGGACAUGGGGCCAUUUGUAGAUGCCGGGUGGGUGAGAACUGGUGGUACCGAGGUGAGCACUGUGAGGAGUUUGUGUCUGAGCCCCUGGUAAUAGGCAUCACCAUUGCCUCUGUGGUUGGACUUGUCCUUGUUUCGUCUGCUGUUGUCUUCUUCCUCGUCAGGACUCUUCAGACUCAUCAUGUUAGGAGAGAGAGAGAGAGGCCCAGCAGGCAGCCUGACAGCCUCUCAUCAAUUGAAAAUGCUGUGAAGUACCCUGUGUAUGAAAGCCAUGUAGCUGGACCUGAGCAGUAUGAGGGGCCCUAUCCUCACAACCCCUUCUACAGCUCUGCAAGUGGAGAGAUGAUUGGUGGUCUGAGCAGGGAAGAAAUCAGGCAAAUGUAUGAGAACAGUGAGCUUUCCAAAGAGGAAAUUCAAGAAAGAAUGAGAAUUUUGGAACUGUAUGCCAAUGAUCCUGAGUUUGUAGCUUUCGUGAGAGAACAUCAAAUGGAAGAGCUUUAAUCAAAACUUUUAUUAUGAAACUGAUCAGAAGCCUAGAGAAGAUGAAGAUCACUUGUUACCUAUGUCAUAUAAUUAACCUGGAUUUUGACCUCUGUUGGAAGAAGAGUGAAAAAAUUAAAAAUUAAAAAAUUAAAUUUGGGGACAAAAUUUUUUCUAGCUUAAAAUUUCAGAAUGUAGUAAGAGAUGUGACCAUUUUUAUACCUACAAAGACCAAAAGCUGUAUUUAAAGACUCAAAGCUGUAUGAGUUCUGGGAAGUAUUCUACAAGUAAAACUUGGGCCUAGGAGUUGGGACUGAAUUCAUUAUCUGUUCUGAAUCUCGAAAGUGUGUCUUAAUUGUGGCUCAGGUUUUCCUGGAAGCAGAUAACAGGAGACCAUUACAGGAGAAGGCAGGCUCAGUAACAAUAUUUUGUAGCAUGUUUGUUAUUGUUAGGUGGAAGGAGAAGCCUUUGAAGUAGUUUUAAUAUAGUUUAUAGUCAGACAUUCAUCCACAUAAAAAAUACCAAGUUUUUUUGGCAAUUACACUAUUGAAGAAAAAGUAACCUUUUUGCUGUAGUAUAGAGUUAGGCUUGUACUUCAGUUUCCACCAGAAUUUUGAAUUUCCUGAGCAUAUGAAUCAAGACCACAUUAUUGUUAAGUAUGUCAAUAUCCUAUUUUUUUUAGUUGU